Messenger RNA from Meleagris gallopavo (turkey), 1973 nucleotides. Lineage: Eukaryota; Metazoa; Chordata; Aves; Galliformes; Phasianidae. The record is from RefSeq and is a predicted model, not a curated record.
GCAUGAUUUCUCUAGCCCUAGGAAAGGAGUUGGUCAACCAGUAUCUCCUCUCAGAGUUAGUCAGGCAGGAGCAGCACUUCUUUGUGAGGAAGAGGAGGACUCUAUGCUUGGUACUCGCCAGGGUGGCAAAGCACCUGUGACACCUCGUGGGCGAGGAAGAAGAGGCCGCCCACCGUCCCGAACAACUGGAACAAGAGAUUUAGCUGGAAUUCCUGUUGUAGAGGAUCUCUCAACUACAGGAUCACCUGAGGAGAAAUCAUUUGUUCGUACAAUUCGCCUACCAGAUGGAGGGGAGAAAUCUGACGCAUCUGGCUUCUGUGCCUUACGUCGAAGUGACUCUCCAGAAAUCCCAUUACAGGUGGUGGCUGGUCCUUCAGACUGUGCAGACUCAUCUGCUGGGAGCAGCUUUGUGGGCCUCAGGGUUGUAGCAAAGUGGUCUUCAAAUGGGUACUUCUAUUCUGGAAUGAUUACUCAAGAUGUUGGAGCGGGGAAGUACAAACUUCUCUUUGAUGAUGGCUAUGAAUGCGAUGUACUAGGAAAAGAUAUUUUACUCUGUGACCCUAUCCCCUUGGAGACUGAAGUAACUGCGCUCUCAGAGGAUGAGUACUUCAGUGCAGGUGUAGUGAAGGGGCACCGGAAGGAGUCUGGAGAGUUAUAUUACUGCAUUGAAAAGGAAGGCCAGAGGAAGUGGUACAAGCGAAUGGCUGUUAUCCUGUCUCUGGAACAAGGAAAUAAGCUCCGAGAGCAGUUUGGACUAGGUCCUUAUGAACCUGUCACCCCCCUGACUAAGGCAGCUGACAUCAGUCUUGAUAAUCUUGUGGAGGGGAAGCGGAAGCGACGCAGCAACCUUGUCUCUCCCAGCACUUCCAGCAGUAGUACAACUCCCACUCGUAAAGGGAUGGAAAGUCCACGUGUGCCACCAGGUAUGCUUUCUGGCAAGAGGAAACUUGUUGCUUCUGAGGAAGAGAGAUCCCCAGCUAAACGUGGCCGGGCUGUGAAAACAGGAGAGUUCAUGAGUACCUGUGAAGGUGUAGAUCCCCCAGUUCUGGAGGACCAUCAUGGACCAUUGCCGCACAAUAAGACCCUCUUUUUGGGCUAUGCCUUCCUCCUCACCAUGGCAACACCCAGUGACAAACUGGCCAAUUGCCUGAAGCCUUCAGAUGGUCCUGCAGGGAGUAGUGAGGAGGAAGAAGAAUUCUUAGAGAUGACUCCAUAUAACAAACAUUAUAUAGCACAGCAGCUGCGAGCAGGAGCUGGCUAUAUCCUGGAAGACUUUAAUGAAACACAGUGUAAUGCAGCAUAUCAGUGUCUUUUAAUUGCGGAUCAGCAUUGUCGAACACGGAAAUACUUGCUGUGCCUUGCCCGAGGGAUCCCUUGCGUGUCUCAUAUCUGGGUUUACGAUAGCUGUCAUGCUAACCAGCUUCAGAAUUACCGGAAUUACCUUUUGCCAGCUGGUUAUAGCCUGCAGGAGCAAAAAUUGCUAGAAUGGCACCCACGAGAAAACCCAUUCCGUAACCUGAAGGUUCUCCUGGUAUCAGAUCAGCAGCAGAACUUCCUGGAUCUGUGGUCUGAAAUCCUUAUGACUGGGGGAGCAUCCUCUGUUAAGCAGCAUUUUUCAAAUGCUAACAACAAAGAUAUUGCUUUGGGUGUUUAUGAUGUGGUGGUGACUGAUCUUUCCUGCCCAGCUGUUGUCUUGAAGUGCGCAGAGGCAUUAAGGCUGCCUGUUGUCUCACAAGAGUGGGUGAUCCAGAGCCUUAUUGCUGGAGAGAGAGUAGGCUACAACAAGCAUCCAAAAUACAAACAUGACUAUGUCCCUCAUUAAGCUGAAACUUUGUCCUGCUGUCCCACCAUUGUGCAGACUGUUUUAAUCAGGUUUUAAAUGUUUGUGGAAUUGGACAGCGUGCAUGGUUUAUUGUAUAUAGUUUUAUCUGCUGAACUUUUAUCAUGAAAUAAAUGUUCAAUUUCUUGUGUUA